GCUUCCGGCCGGCGCCAGGAUGGCGCGGUGCUGAAAGGCGCGGGGAGUGCGCGGGCCUCCCAGCGCCAUGUACAGAAAGCAUCUCCAGGAGAUCCCAUCCUCUAGCACUAAUGUUUCCACCAGCUUGGAAUGGGACUCUGGCAAGACCUCUGAGCUUCUCUCGGGGAUGGGAGUGUCAGCCCUUAAGAAAGACAAGCUGGGCAAUGAGAACACACCACAGGACCUGCUGGUGUCGUCGCCCUGCCUUCCUCCAAAACGGCAGAAGGUGAAGGACAACGAAAAGGACUUUGUUAUCGUGCGCCGGCCAUGGCUGCUCCGAGAGGCAGAGUCAGGUAUUUCUUUGGAUGCACUUCCAGAUGAAUUACUUUUGGCAAUCUUUGUCUAUUUGCCUCUAAAGGAUUUGCUGAAAGUUUCUAUGAUUUGCAAGAGAUGGCAUCGACUUUCGUUUGAUGAAUCUCUCUGGCAGAGUCUUGAUUUGACUGGUGGGAAUCUGCUGCCAGGAGUGCUUGGACAGUUGUUGCCUGCAGGUGUUACUGUGUUCCGCUGCCCGAGAUCUUGCAUUGGGGAUCCAUUGUUUAAAACAAGCAAUCUUCUUAAAAUUCAGCACCUGGAUUUGUCAAACUGCACAGUGUCUGCUGCAGAUCUCCACAGUAUUCUUUGUCUGUGUGAAAAGCUGCAGAACCUCAGCUUGGAGGGUCUAGUGCUUUCUGACAGCAUCGUCAAGACCAUUGCUAGAAAUCCCGAUUUGAUACGACUAAAUCUCUGUGGGUGCUCAGGGUUUUCUGCAGAGGCCUUGGAGCUGAUGUUGAGCAGCUGUUCUAUGCUGGAGGAGCUAAACUUGUCCUGGUGUGAAUUCACAGCCACCCAUGUCAAAGCAGCAGUCAAUCAUGUUACUUCAAAGGUCACCCAGUUAAAUUUAAGUGGAUACAGAGAGAAUCUACAAAUAGCAGAUGUGAAAACACUGGUGGAGAGAUGUCCUUUGCUUGUCCAUUUAGAUCUCAGUGACAGCAUGAUGUUAAAGCCUGAGUGCUUCCAGUAUUUUAAACAACUUGUGUUCCUACAACACCUGUGCCUUAGCCGAUGUUACCAGAUAUCACCUGCUGCCUUAGUAGAGCUUGGUGAAAUUCGAACACUGAAGACUCUUCAGGUAUUUGGAAUAGUGACUGAUAGCUCUCUGCAGCUCCUCGAGGAGGCACUGCCCGACAUGAAGAUCAAUGGUUCACAUUUCACCAGCAUUGCAAGGCCAACUGUUGGCAAUAAAAAGAGCCAUGAGAUUUGGGGCAUCAAAUGCAGAUUGACACUGAGAAAUCCUAGUUUCUUGUGAUCAUGUACAAUGCACUGGAUGCCAUGGACACACUGUGUGUUGAAGCUCCUUAGGGAAAAAAAAGUGCUGGAGCACCUUUUAUCAUAGUACUGUUACUCUCUAACUUGGUAUUACACCCUAAUGUUGUUUCAUAUUUUAUAUCAGUUUUUUGUACUUAAAACCUUUAGAAUUUGAUUAUCUGUGAGCAAUUAUGGAAUAUUUCUUUUAGUUUUUCUUUUUUUACAGGGGAUCUUGGAAAAAAAAAAAAUAUUAUGGAACAAAUCACCGUAAUUAAGUAAUGUCAGCCUCUAGCAACUGUCUGCAGCUUCUGGAACAGCUUGCAGAGGUGCCAGAUACCUUUAUAAGGUUUAUUAAGGAAUUUGCAGAAUUCAAAAUGAAUACUUAUAUAUUAAAUCUGUUCUACUAUGUAACUGAAGAAAAGGUACAGUAGGAUGAAUGAAUCAAACUUGAAAACAGUAAAUUGGGGAUAUCUACACAGAAGCAGCUAUGAGACAGCUCAAUACCUUACAAGUUAAGCAGCAUUAAAGGAGCUAUAGUGAAGUUUUUAUUUAGGAGGCCACAAAAGAAAUUUUGUCUUUAGUAGCCUUCAUCUUUAGCCAAAUACAGUCUAAAAAGUCCGUUUAGAAUUAGCAUCUGUAAAAAUAGAUGCUGAUUGUCCAUUAUUUCAUGUGGUCCCAGGUUUUCUGAUUGCAUAUUACGGAAACUUAAUGUAGCUUCUUUGAGCCUGAUCAUAGGUAAAACUUUUCCUAAGAUCUUUCAACUGCAAUUGAUAAGUUGGUAAAAGUUUUGCAGGAAGAGGGCUCAAAGAGUUCUAGAUAUGACCAAAAACCAGAACCUAGGACUGCUGUGUAAGAAUGCUAAAAGGGAGAGAUGCUUUGGUGCUAUCAAGAGACAUAAAUUUCUCUUUUGUAUUAGUUUGCUUGUAGUAGCACUUCACUUUUUGUAUUUUUAUCACUAACCACUAUUGUCUAGUGUUGAUAUUUUUUAAAAGUCAUAGGGGAAGCUGAAUAACUGUCCAAAAAGGAAAAACCACACACACACACACACACACACACACACAAAAAAAAGGGGGGGGGGGGAGGGGGUGACCGGUAAUGACUUCAAAUGAACUUUUCAUUUGCACCUGUUAUCAGGGUCCUCAUCCAUAAACAUAGAAUGUUCCAGUGGGUGUUUCAGCUGAUGAUUCCUAGGGCAAGACUUGGACCCUCUGUAGGACAUAAACAUGCUGCUGUUUUUCCCAUGAAUGCAGUUAACCAAGCAGCUGAGUUUAUUCAUGGAUGUUUUUAAGAGCAGCCAAUGUAUUACUAUAGGCCAUUGCAUAGAUACACCUUUUCUCAUUGCAGUCUUGAGAAAAAGCAUUCAGGAAUGAAUAUGUAGUACUGCAGAACAGAUUAAUUACUGUGGAAAGGUUGUAUGAGUACUAGAAUUUGAUAUUUUACUUUUUAGAAUAUAGUAAAUAAUGCAUUAUCUUGUUAAUCUAAGUUGGUUUUUUUUUUAAAUUAAAUUUAACAGUGUAAGUACAGGUGUUAGUAAUGGGCUUGUAUCCCUUACAAAGGAGUUAAUGGGCAACAUACCUUGUGGAAAUUGGAGGAGUGGUAGGAGGUCAGAGGAUACAGAAUAUUCUACUGCCUCAGUUUGCUGCUUUAGAAUUAUACCUUAAAUUACUUCAAGAAGAAAAAGUAGAUCUUUGCAGCACAGCAUUACUGUAAAUUCUUCUUCUUAUGCACAAUGUAACUCCAUGCAACUUCUAUUGCAUUUAAUAAAUAUCUAAGAAAUUGGUAGAACUGUACAG
Messenger RNA from Hirundo rustica (Barn swallow), 3116 nucleotides. It is a transcript of the gene SKP2, whose product is annotated as S-phase kinase associated protein 2. Gene Ontology annotation, molecular function: protein binding. The transcript has 10 exons. Bases 68 to 1324 code for a protein of 418 amino acids. The record is from RefSeq and is a predicted model, not a curated record. Lineage: Eukaryota; Metazoa; Chordata; Aves; Passeriformes; Hirundinidae.